AUGGAUGAGAAAUAUGAUGUGAUUGUUCUCGGGACUGGUUUGAAGGAAUGCAUACUCAGCGGCUUAAUGUCCGUCAGUGGCAAAAAGGUCCUCCACAUGGACAGGAAUAAAUACUAUGGUGGGGAGAGCACAUCCCUAACGCCACUAAGUGAGUUGUUUGCCCACUUCAAAGUUGCAAAAACUAAUUUGGAUGAGUUUGGUCGGCCAAGAGAUUGGAAUGUCGAUCUAAUACCUAAGUUCCUUAUGGCCAGUGGUGAAUUAGUGAAACUGCUCAUACAUACCGGAGUCACGAGAUAUCUAGAGUUCAAGUCAGUUGAGGGAAGUUACGUCUAUAAAGCUGGUAAGAUUCACAAAGUGCCGGCCAACGAGAAGGAGGCUCUGACAUCUGAUUUAAUGGGCAUAACUGAGAAGCCUCGUUACCGAUCCUUCCUGCAGUUCAUCCAAGAGUACAAUCCCUCGGACUCCAGUACUUGGGAUGGUUUCGAUGCCAGCAAGCAGUCGAUGAAGGAAUGCUAUGAAAAAUUUAAUCUCGAUCCCAAUGUGGCUGACUUCACUGGACAUGCCUUGGCUCUUUAUUUGAAUGAUGACUACUUGGAGAAACCAGCUCUUGAAACACUGAACCGUAUAAAGUUGUACAGUGACUCACUGGCCCGAUAUGGCAAGUCUCCGUACCUCUACCCCCUCUAUGGACUCGGGGAACUGCCUCAGGGGUUUGCUAGAUUAAGUGCAGUUUAUGGGGGCACGUACAUGUUGGACAAGGCUGUCGAUGAAAUUGUAUGUGACGGUGGCAAGUUGAUCGGCGUUAGGUCUGGAAAUGACGUGGCCAGGUGUGACAUCGUCAUCUGUGACCCGACCUACGCUCCUGAUAGGUGCAAAACUGUUGGCCAGGUGGUUCGUGCCAUCUGCAUACUGGAUCAUCCAGUCCCCUACACAAAUGAUGCAGCCUCAUGUCAGGUCAUCAUACCCCAGAAGCAAGUUGGAAGGCAGAAUGACAUCUACAUUUCCUGUGUUAGCUCCACCCACAACGUGACAGCCAAGGGCUUCUAUCUGGUCCUGGUGGCCACUACAGUUGAAACUGAUAAUCCUGAAUUGGAGUUGAAACCCGGUCUCGAUCUUCUUGGCGCCAUCAAAGAAAAAUUCGUGGCGGUCAGUGACCUACUAGAGCCAGUGGACGACGGGAAAGAGACGCAGAUCUUUGUCUCGAAAAGUUAUGAUGCCACGAGCCACUUCGAGACAACCUGCGAUGAUGUCCUUGACAUUUUCAGGAGGUCAACCGGGUCAGAUUUUGACUUCUCCAAGGUCAAGCACGUUCUGGAGGAGACCGAAUGA
Molecule: messenger RNA, 1329 nt
Organism: Helobdella robusta
Lineage: Eukaryota; Metazoa; Annelida; Clitellata; Rhynchobdellida; Glossiphoniidae
Exons: 10
Coding region: 1-1329 (442 amino acids)
Biological process (GO): protein transport; small GTPase-mediated signal transduction; vesicle-mediated transport
Cellular component (GO): cytoplasm
Molecular function (GO): Rab GDP-dissociation inhibitor activity
Source: RefSeq, a predicted model, not a curated record